Molecule: messenger RNA, 1796 nt
Organism: Moneuplotes crassus
Lineage: Eukaryota; Ciliophora; Spirotrichea; Euplotida; Euplotidae
Source: the annotation of a GenBank genome assembly
AGAACUAUUUCAUGAGCAGCACAAGACUAACAAAUGUUCAACACACCUCAGGGAAGAAAACUGCUGAACCUAAAAAUCUAAAGCUCAAAAAGAUGGAAGCUUUGAAUGAAAAGGAAGCUGAAUCGCUAAUGCAAACCUUUAAGCAAGAUUUACACAAUGACAACAAACCAAAAUAAUAAUGGAUGGAAAUCGUUUUUUUUAGGAAUAGCUGCUCCAUUUGAGAAUAAAUAUAAGACAAGACUUCAGAAUAUAGUCAAUCAUUUAUACAAAGAAGCUGAAGAUCGAAUAAAGACUGAAUCAAGCAAAUAAACUAUCAGCUCCACUUGAAAGCAUCAAACUCACUAAAAAAAUAAAGAGUACAAAGCCUAAGAAUGAUACUCAAAAUGAGAAAAUACAUGUGUUUGAAUAUCUUAAGUCUCUAACAAAAUAAGAAACAAAUUGAGCUCCUCCGAAGAGCUGUCACCGUUGAAGAAAGCAAUGAAGUAGAAACAAUUAAGAAAGUUCAACGGAAAAAUUACUUAAAGCCAAGACGAUUGCUUAAAUAAAACUCAAAGUUCUAAACAAAUUGACAUCAAAAUAUCUUCCGGAGAUAAAAUUGUUGAAAAUAUUCAACAUGAAAGAAGUGAAACUGGACUACAAAGCUUAAAGUCCAUUACUAGUAUGAGAAGGAAAAGCUGCUGAUGCUCGUCUUGAGGAGAAAUAAACCUUCCUCCAAAUUUGAAAAUGGCAAUGCUACUUCAAGAUGCUAAUUUUACUGUUACAGAUCCACAAAGCGAAUAUCUUACAAACCAAGAAAUCAAAGAAGAAUCUAAAGAAUACUCUGGAGCUUCCUCCUCUCACAACUCUAGCAUGAUCCGUCAUCGUACCAAAUAAAAAGCUCCUCCAACAACGAAGGAACAUCCUCAAGUCCAAAAUCGGUACCGCAAUGUCCCUCUCCCACAUCCCCCACCUGACCCCUUCCCGCUCCAAAAGAUCCACUCUCAAGGCAAGCUCUCUCCUGCGCCUCUCCACUAUCACCGAUCUCCAAAUCUCCAACCUCGACAAGCCUCAUCCUCGACCUCACGGCUCUUUCAAGAAAUAACAGUAGUUCCAAAAACCUUCUGGCUCAAUCUAAUUUGAAUGGAGUGCAGCAGAAGAGAAUAGGGAAGGAGAGGUCUGGAAAAAUAGGGCGCCAGUGAGAGGAUAGGCAGAGAGGGAGUAUGGGGGAGGGAUUCAGAGGAGAGAAUGAUGGCAAGGUGUUAGAGGAGGAAAAUUCGUUGUUUGAGAGUAGUUUUGGUAGGACAUCUGUGUCAGGGGGUUCUGAGAAAGAUGAUAUUAAGGUUAAGCAGGUUCCAGAUGUUAAAUCUAGAAAUGUGAGAAAUAGAGUUGUACAUAACUGAACUACAUCAGGCUCAAGAAUAAAAAUUAGAAAGCUACCUCUUCAGAAUAAAAAUUUGAAAGGAGAGGUAAACAAACAGAAAAUUUUAAAAAGAAAAAUGGUGAAAACAGUAGAAAAGAAGGCAGACUUGUAUAAAUCUCAAAGUAAAUCAUUAUACCCUAAUAUCGAAAAUUAUAAGGGACACAGAAAAUUAAAACUAAACUACAUGAAAUCUCCUUUAAAGAAAAUGGUGAAAUUAAAUGCCGACAUAAAAUCCCUUAUAAAAUCAAAGAGAAAGAAUCAAAGCAGGCCUAAGAGAGUGAAAAGUGCUGCAAGAAAAGUAAGAAAAUCUAAAAAGAAAAGAAAGAGAAGAAGGUCUAUGGAAUAUCCAGGAGUAAACAAUUACAUUUACAACCAAAGUAUUGUUAUAUUAGGAUAA